UCAUGUUCUGACUGGCCGGGUUACUAAUUCAGUGCUAAUGCUGUCAGUGGGGCUCAAAGACUGUUUGACGAGAAUAACAAGGACAUAAUGAAAAUGUCCUUGCUCACACCCCAUGUAUACUGGGCACAGCGCCAUGAAGACAUUUAUCUGCGGGUAGAGUUGAUAGACACACAGAAUAUGAAGGUCCAUAUGCAUGAAAACGUCCUAGAAUUUAGUGGAUUUCAUACCUGUUUUGACUUGAUUAAAGGACAGGGUCAUGGCGCAAAGGGACAAAAUGACUAUCAGUUCAGUCUGGCUUUUCGGUUGCCGGUAAACCCAGAGGUGAGCUUCAAGUCCACACAGAGGCAGGUGAGUAUUACAGUAAAAAAAGCUCAGCGAGGCUGGUGGGAUAGGCUAACCAUUCAGGAGAAAAAGCCUCUCUUCCUGGCCCCGGACUUCGACCGCUGGCUGGAAGAGUCUGAUGCUGAGAUGGAAAUACAUGAGAAGGAGGAGAAACAGAAAAGAGUAAAGAUGUCCAGAAGAGAAGAGAAUGGGCGUCCUAGUAUUAAGACGAUAUUCCUGUUCCUGUAUAACCUGGUCCAGUUCCUCUGCUUCUCCUGGAUCUUCAUCAACAUGACUGUGCGGCUCUUCAUCUUUGGCCAAGACUCUAUGUACGACACCUUUCACACCAUGUCGGAUGUCAUGUUCUUCUGCCAGACUCUGGCAGCCAUUGAGGUGGUUAACGCUGCUUUUGGAGUGGUCAAGACAGGAGUGGUUCCUACUUUAAUCCAGGUGGUUGGGAGGAAUUUCAUCCUCUUCAUCAUCAUUGGGAGCUUGGAGGAGAUGCAUAACAAAGCCGUGGUCUUCUUUGUGUUCUAUCCUUGGAGCGCUAUUGAGAUAUUUCGGUAUCCUUUCUACAUGCUGGGCUGUUUCAACACAGAGUGGAAAGACCUCACCUGGUUGAGGUACACUGCAUGGAUACCCUUGUACCCCCUAGGAGCCCUGGCUGAAGCUGUGGCGGUCGUCCAGUCCAUCCCCCUCUUUGAUGAGGCUAACUUGUUCAGCAUUGAUCUCACAAAGUCCAUCGGCGUGUCGAUCAGAUUCUCCCACUUCCUGUACAUCUACCUUGUUCUGAUGGUCUUUGCGUUGACCGUAAACUUCCGACACCUCUACAAGCAAAGGAAGAGGCGGUUCCACACCAACAAGAGGAAAGCUCAGUAGGAUGAAGCAACAUUUCAGAAUCAUCUGUCUGCCCUGUGUGAAUUCAACUUCACACAGUGCAAUUUUUCGUUUCUUAUAUAAAAGUUAGAUUUUAAGCUUCUGAAUAGUGAUGUUUCCAGUGUCCUUGGAUCGUGAUUUGUAUUUGACGUGCAGUUAAUUGAGAGGGUCCCCUUAUUAAAAAAAUGUAUUAACUUUUUAUACUGUAUUACAACCUAUAUUUUGUAAUUUUGUGAAUGAAAUUCCUCAAGCAAUAUAAAAGAAAUUCUAAAAGAUAUUUCUA
Gadus morhua (Atlantic cod) is the source of this 1480-nucleotide messenger RNA. It is a transcript of the gene hacd3, whose product is annotated as 3-hydroxyacyl-CoA dehydratase 3. Gene Ontology annotation, molecular function: 3-hydroxyacyl-CoA dehydratase activity. The transcript is spliced from 11 exons. Lineage: Eukaryota; Metazoa; Chordata; Actinopteri; Gadiformes; Gadidae. Gene Ontology annotation, biological process: sphingolipid biosynthetic process; very long-chain fatty acid biosynthetic process; fatty acid elongation. The coding region runs from base 88 to 1200 and encodes 370 amino acids. Gene Ontology annotation, cellular component: endoplasmic reticulum membrane. The record is from RefSeq and is a predicted model, not a curated record.